UACCCAUUAACUUUUACCUUUGAAAUAAUUACUCACUUUUUGUUAUAAGUUCUGUUAAACGAGCAAAUAUAAAUUUAGUACUGAGCAAAUGUUGAGAUACGCUUGAUAUAUUAUAAUCAAUGUAAAUUUUAGCAGAUUAUUUUUCCCUGAGAAACAAAACAAGACGUUAAAGCUUUCCGAUCAAUUUAGUACGCGUUUUGAAAGAUAUAAGGAAAGCGGUCGUGGUUGACAGAUCCUCGGUAGAUGUCACUUUUGAACGGCCGCUAUAUUGAUUCACUUAGAUUUUCUGAAGAAAGACGCACGUUGAUAAGAUCUCGGUAUUUGUCGAUUACGCGAGAAAUUUGCCGCGGUAUCAACACGCAUCCGUCGGGACGGGUUUUUCGUCAGGUUCAUCGGCCGCCAUACGUUGCUAUCGGUACAUAAUUUUCGCCUAUGACGUCAUUUGUGAAUUACACAAGCGUCACCGCUCAGCCUGUUGUGGAAAAUUUCGUCAGGCCAGUGGCAACACCGUGUGGCCUCUGUUUUUCCUAAUAAAAACCAUAACGAACGGACCCUUUCGGUGUACGUGCUGUCAAUCAACACCGACCGCCGACGGUGGCAUCAUCCUCGAGGAGUUCGCGUUUGAAGUGCAAUUCCAGUGUCAGGCAAUAAGUUAAGAGUCUCUCAAAAUGUCAAUGCAACAGUACUGUUUGAGGUGGAACAAUCAUCAACCGAAUUUCAUUUCGGUGUUCUCAAGUUUGUUGAACAAUGAAACAUUGGUGGACGUGACAUUGGCUGCUGAAGGCAGACACCUGCAGGCUCACAAAGUCGUACUGUCUGCUUGCAGUACAUACUUUCAAUCUCUGUUUACUGUGAAUCCAUGUCAACAUCCGAUUGUUAUAUUAAAAGAUGUGAAAUUCUCUGACUUGAAAAUUAUGGUCGACUUCAUGUAUUAUGGGGAAGUCAACAUAUCACAAGAUCAGUUACCAUCUAUUAUAAAGACCGCAGAAAGUCUGAAGAUAAAGGGACUGGCAGAAAUGCACACUGCUUCUUUAACCAAGUGGCCGAGCGGGAGUAGUGAGCCUGGAGGAGGAGAUCGCGGAGAGUCUUGUUCUCCAACUCCUUCUCCGUUGUCACCAUCAUUUCGUAGAAAAAGGUUAAGGAAAUCAUCUACCGGGUCAACGUCCGGAUCUGGAGACAAGCCGGAAGAAGUGAAUGAAAUCACGUUGGUUGCUACCAACAUUGUAAAGCCCGAACCGUUAAUAGUUUCUCAAGAAGGCAAUGAAAGUCUGAGAAGACCUGUUAACACCAGUACGGAAUCUCAAGGGAGCAUAGAUGAAGAUCAAAUAUCAAUUAUGAGUAACAUGGAGAACAGUUCAGCAGCAACACCGGCUCAAAGCGAUGGCUCGAUUCAGGAUGUCAGUCAACAGUCAGGCGGGAGUGUCGCACAGAGUUCAGUCUCCAGUCAACCACCUGCACAUCAAGGAUUGCAAUGGACUAUUAUGGAGCAUACAUAUCCACGUUUCGCUCUGUCCUCGUGUCAAACGAAUCUGUCGAUCCAAGCGUCGUCAGCUUUUACCACGCCUGAAAUAACAGCUUCCUCGAGCAUCAGCGAUCAGUACUCUGGUACCAGCACGACUGGUUCUAGUUGCGCCUUGACGAAUUACCCGACCUCCUCGCACGGGACGUUGCAGCACGCGUCGUCCAGCGGGCCAUCGCCGUCGUCCCAGUGUCCGAGUAACUGUCAGAGCCCGUGCGCCAGUCCGCAGACCGCAAUUAAGAGGAAACGAUCGACGAAUCCGCAAGCCGACGAGAAUUUUAUCAGGGCGUUAGAUGCCGUCCGAUAUGGGGGCAUAGGGUUCUGCAAGGCGGCCAGGAUGUUCGGCGUGAACAAUCGAACGCUCUGGCUCGAGUACAAAAAACGCGGUUACCCGAACAACCGACCCAGCCUGAAAUCCAGGGUCAAACAGGAGGUGAAUUCCUCGCCGCCGCCCUCGCAGGUGACGCAGCCGGUCAAUUCGCAGAGCCCCACACCGAUGGGUCCGCCCACGACACCGCACAGUACACACAAUACUCACAGCACGCAUACCAUGCUGACCAGCCACAGCCCGCACACGAUGCUCAGCGGUUACAUCGAUAGCAGGCACACGGAUUACGCCAGGAUUAAGAUCACCCUUUCCGUUGCAGUAGCUUGCAAGCAGGUAGGCGCGAAGAGGUGUCGUCUUUUACGUCAGCCACGCGUGAAGAAAGAAUCGAACCAUUUGUCACCGGACAGCGAGGCGUCCUCGCCGCACAUCGUCUCCUCCUCGGUAUACGUGACGACGCCUACGCUGAAUCUGCCACACGCGUCACGAAGCUGGGACGAAGGAACGAGGAUCGCCUCGCCGCCUCAAUCAAUCCUCGUGAAUCAGCCGAGUCUGUUGGCGGUGACCACGUCGACGAACCUGUUGACCGUCCCGCAGCCGUCAUACUUGAUGAAGCAACACUCCCAUCCGAUCUUGUCUAGUCAGCAACAGUCGACCAGUAGCAAUUACUGGAUACACAGACAACACUCGAAUCCAGAGUUCCCCAGGAGAACGACCAGUCCGUCUAUCGUCGUGGAACCGGCGCCCGUCGUUAAAACGGAAGAGCACGUGACGGAAGAGGUGGCGGUCACCUCCGUUGCUACCACCGCUACCGAAAUCGCGGGAUCCACUUCUGGAUUGAGGGUGAAGACUAUGGAACUCAGGCGGAGUUCCUCGUCUCCGCAAACGAGUACCAGGGAGUCCCGCGAAAGCGCAGAGAACUUGCGGCUUGGACACUGUCCAGUGUUGCGUCCAGGCCCGGCCCUGAGCUGCAAGCACUGUUGGAACACGGUAGACGCCCACGGUAGGACGCUUCGUAGGAAAACGAAAUAUCACUGUCCCGAGUGCCAGGCGAAUCUCUGCAUCGUGCCCUGUUUCCAAGAAUACCACGAGCACGUACGAGACAUGAAGCUGAUGAAACCCUUGCCGAAGACUAGCUCUGUCUAACGCGUCUCCCGCGUUUUAUCCAUUUCUUCUGAACCAUUGCGUUGCUUCCGAGCACGCAUUUUCCGAUGGACGUCGCCUGAAACAUGGAUCAAUUCCAUGACGAGUCGCGCGAACAGAUCGAUCGUUUGAUUACCGGAUAUCAAUUUUUGCCAUGUCGUCGAUUUAUGACACGAUAAUUAUUAUCGCAACGAUAUUCGAAUAAAUUCGAAUGAACCCGUUCGAAUUUAAACGAGCAUCAAUGUAUUUAUCUUUGCAGCAAUUACAAGCCAAGAAGAUGUUGAUUUGAUCAACAAGGACAACAACAACAGGAGCUGCAAGUAAGUCAUUUUAAACUGGAUCUUUGAAUUGUACACUGAUUUUGUCCGAUGCUUUCGGACGUUGUCGCCUUUUGCCUUACCGAAUGAUAUUUUAAAAUGGCAGAGGAAGAAUUGAUAAACGCAAGUUCCUAAGGAUAUUAGUAGGAAGACACCGACAAAGAAAUGUAAACUAAUUAAUGAAGGAUUUCGAGUCAUUCAAGUUUCGAUAACUGUUCGCGCUCUUCUAGGUCCCGAAUGGACGGAAACAUUAUUUAUGAUUUUGAUUUAUUUUAUUUUAAUUAUCAUUCAUUUAUUUCAAACGGGUAAUCAACUUGAUUUGUUGAUUUUACGAUGAAUUGCAGUUUUUUUAACAUAUUCUAUGUACUUGUUAUGACUGAAGAAGGUAAUAGCUUUAAUGUUAGCGUAAAAUAAUUUUAUUUUGUAGAAAACGAAUAUUUUCGAUCCAUAAGAAAAAUCAAUUUUUGUUUCGUCUUUUACCUAAUUAGAAUGAAUUAUUUAUCGUAGGAAAAUAUAAUUGUAAUCUAUUUAGAAAAGCAUGAUCUUCAUAUUUACGAAGUAGAAACAGUACUUAAUUCAAACUUAAUCAAAUGGAGAUGACUGAAACUUAAUUAGAUUACAAUUCGAAUAUUCUUUACCAUGUAAUCAACUUGGACUCGAAUAGAUUCAAUGUCAAUCAACUAAAAAGUUGUAAAGAAUAUAAAAUUAAAUUUAUUUACUAAUUUUGAAGGAAAUAAUUCAAAUCAUGUUGGAAGCUUUAAGCUUUAGUUUUUUAAUUCAAAGUGCAUUUGAAAUGAUCAUAAACAGAUAGGGAAGUGAAAUGAUUCUUUCGCUUUCAUAAUAAAUGAUCUUUCUUUUUUCA
This is a messenger RNA of Ceratina calcarata, 4166 nucleotides long. RefSeq names its product BTB-protein-VII (gene BtbVII). Bases 669 to 2990 code for a protein of 773 amino acids. NCBI's taxonomy places the organism in Eukaryota, Metazoa, Arthropoda, Insecta, Hymenoptera, Apidae. Gene Ontology annotation, molecular function: protein binding; DNA binding. The record is from RefSeq and is a predicted model, not a curated record. The transcript has 7 exons. Gene Ontology annotation, biological process: regulation of transcription by RNA polymerase II. Gene Ontology annotation, cellular component: nucleus.